CACUUAUGCUAUUCAUUUUCUAAUAAAACAUUUUUCUUCUUCUUCCAGAUUUUUCUUCUUUUUCGUUUGCUCUCUCUCGUCUCCGACUUAAUCUCAUGAUCUAGGGUUUCGUUUCUAUAACUUCUUAACUAAAUCGUAGUAAUAGGAAAGUCUCAGCAUGGUAUCAGAGCAACAGACUAACGUCAUGAGUCCUGGCGACGAAAGGCAACGCAGAUUCGAAAGUCAAUCCUGUGGAAGUUUGUGUCGAAUCCUUUUUCUCUGCAGUUAAACAAUUCAAUCGGCAACACCACUGAACGAGCAAAACAGUCAAAACCCUUUUUGAUGAGCGCCGGAGGAGCCUUUGGUGGCAAUAGAGGAGCCAGACCUGUUCCACCUGAAAAAGGAAUCUUCCCUUUGGAUCAUUUGCAUCAAUGUGAUUUGGAAAAGAAAGAUUACCUUGGUUGUCUUAAAUCUGCUGGUCACCAAUCUGAGAAGUGUCGGCUCUUCUCGAAAAAUUAUCUUGAAUGUCGAAUGGCAAAAAACUUAAUGGCGAAACAAGAUUUGGCUGAACUUGGAUUUAGAGAAGAACGUGAGCUGGAAAUUUCUAGAAAAGAGAAUGUAUCAGAAAAUUGAAUUUUGAAGCUGAGCACCAAAAGUGGUAAGCAUUGUGGAUUUUGAUAAGACAUUCUAUUCAACUCUGGAUGAGAAAGCACAGCAACUAUGAAUUUUUUACUGGUGUAUUUCAACUGACAACUGAAUAGAUCAUCUGCUUUUAUUGAAAGUCUGAAAGCUGCACAAACAUGUACAAAAAUUUGUUUCAGGAAGAAUAUAGACCAUGAUUCAUCAA
Mangifera indica (mango) is the source of this 826-nucleotide messenger RNA. Its product is annotated as cytochrome c oxidase assembly protein COX19-like. The record is from RefSeq and is a predicted model, not a curated record. The transcript is spliced from 5 exons. NCBI's taxonomy places the organism in Eukaryota, Viridiplantae, Streptophyta, Magnoliopsida, Sapindales, Anacardiaceae. The coding region runs from base 322 to 612 and encodes 96 amino acids.